Messenger RNA from Eublepharis macularius, 1658 nucleotides. It is a transcript of the gene TMEM186, whose product is annotated as transmembrane protein 186. The coding region runs from base 70 to 783 and encodes 237 amino acids. NCBI's taxonomy places the organism in Eukaryota, Metazoa, Chordata, Lepidosauria, Squamata, Eublepharidae. The record is from RefSeq and is a predicted model, not a curated record. The transcript is spliced from 2 exons. Gene Ontology annotation, cellular component: mitochondrion.
GGGACGUGGGCCUCUCUGCCCGCCCCAGACCAUAGAGACCGGCGAGCGCGGAGGCCUCCAGGCGCCGCGAUGGCUAGAAUGCUUGGCGUUUGCAGUCGUCUGCGCUCUGUUUCAUCCUGGGGAAGGCAUCUCCAAAAUGCAGCUUCGUUGGGACAGUGGGAACAGGCCUCAUCAUGUUCCUUUAGAACUUGCGCAGUGCUGCAGCUGCAUGGCUGGCAAAAUCCUGCCAGCCAGGUAGUCUUGCUUAGAUGCCUGGGCAUUUCAGCUCCUUCUCAGUGGGUCCAGGAGCAACAUACCACUGAGAGCACCAAAGACUUCAAACUGAUCUACAGGUUCCCUGGAAUCAAGUACUGCCGAGCCUUGUCAAGGCUGAAGCUGAUGCAGACUGCCUUAACAGUAGUAGUUCUCCCUCCAGUCUGGUUUUUCUACUGGCAAAACCAAGUUACCCAAGCCCAGUGCCUCUAUAGCACAGGCAUUGCGUGUUUUGCUGGCAUCAUGCUAUAUGCCAUGAGCUAUUAUUUCCGGCGAAUCAUCGGAAUGAUGUACCUGAACAAAGAUGGUACAGUGUUAAGAGUGUCACAUUUGACUUUUUGGGGGAAGAGGAAGGACUUCUGCUGCCCAGUUGAAACCAUAAUGACCUUGGAUGACAUCGGUGAAGACCGAAAGGAAGUUUUGCUCCAGUUCAAGCAGUAUGACGGGGAUCAGUUUUUAUACUUCACUCUUCGCUUUGGCCAAGUUGUGGACAAAGAUGGGUUUGCAAAAGUAUUUGGAGAAGUUGAGUAACUGUGACAGCCUGAUGGACAGUUUGCAGAUUAUCUGGAAGGCAUCUGGGGAAGUCCUCUUUAAUUUGCUGUGGAGGUUGAUUAGUUCACACUUGGGCCUACCGUUUUGGGAGCUGUCUCUUGGCUGUGGAUUCACCUUAGCCAUUAGUUUUCAUUGUACCAGGUAUGGAAAGAGCCUGACUACUAUGGUAAUGCACAACAGCACCUGCUUCACUGAUGGUCAGUGUUGGGCCCAGUUAUAGGUCCUGGGAGGGAGGGAUAGCUGAUGUGGCCAGGGGCUGCCUGUAGAGUAGCACGGAGAGUAAUGGACAGCUUUGUGCAGUCUCGCAACCUGCCUGGCUGUUCUCUGCUUCUCUGCAUAUGCUGUGGGCUUCCAGAUGCUUGACAGCCAGUCGUUCCUGGAAUUAUUGGCAGGAAUCAACAACAGAUGAUGUCUUAAGUCCUGAGAGAUGAUAAUACCUCAUGGCUGGGGGCUGUGGUGAGUUGCGUGGCCUCGCUUCACAGAGUGUUGACUUCAAGGGAACAAUUACUGCUUCUUUGAGGCCGGGACCUUCUAAUCCAUAGAUCUAGAAUGUAUUGUUACACUUCGUUACUUAUCACACUAGAGAAUGGUUGGGCUCCAGCAUUAAAAAAUAUCCAGUCUCUUUGAAAAUGGUUGUCUUCUGCUGCUUGGGUCAGGUUGUGAAGCCAGUUAAUAUCAGAAGGAAGAUUGGGGGUGGGGGAGAUAAAUAACGUUGGCCAAAAUUUGGAUAAUUGCCAAACACAGGGCUUGAAAAAACAUAUUGCUCAUAGACGGCAGGUUUAAAUGCAACUACGCAACACUAGCCAGUGUCCUAGGUGCAUAAAGGGAUUUGUGCAUAUUUCAAACAUCUUUAA